UCUGCCCGAGAGCCCCGAGCGGAGGCGCCGUAGCAGGUCGGGCCAUUUCGCCACCGCCGCCUCCACCACCUUUCUCCUCGCCGCUCUCGUUGUAGUCGUCCUUCGGCCCUGAGCAUGGCGUGCGGGGCGACGCUAAAGCGGCCCAUGGAGUUCGAGGCGGCGCUUCUAAGCCCCGGCUCACCGAAGCGGCGGCGCUGCGCCCCCUUACCGGGCCCCGCGCCGGGCCUGCGGCCCCCGGACACUGAGCCGCCGCCUCAGCCUCUGCUCCAGCCGCCGCCGCCGUCCCCGCCCGGCAGCGAGCGCCGCCUGCGGACCCCGGAGCAAAUAUUUCAGAACAUCAAACAAGAAUACAGUCGCUAUCAGAGGUGGAGACAAUUAGAAGUUGUCCUUAAUCAGAGUGAAGCCUGCACUUCAGAGGGUCAGUCACAUUCUUCAGGACUUACAGCACCAAGUUCACCAGGUUCAUCCUGGAUGAAAAAGGACCAGCCAACAUUUACAUUACGACAAGUGGGACUAUUGUGUGAACGUCUUUUAAAAGACUAUGAAGAUAGGAUUCGGGAGGAAUAUGAGCAAAUCCUCAAUACAAAAUUAGCAGAACAAUAUGAAUCUUUUGUGAAAUUCACACAUGAUCAGAUCAUGCGACGAUAUGGGACAAGGCCAACAAGCUAUGUGUCUUGAAUUUUCUUUGCAUAUCUGGGUACCUGGUCUGACCUCAAGAGAUGGCUGCUGUACACUUUUGCAACUGGUUUGAUAUCACAUUUCAGCUCCAACUUUGCAUCCUGAGAACACUUAAAAUAUCUCUGCAGGUCCAUUUUUAUAUAACUUGAAAGACCUUGAAACUUUCUGGUUGCCACAAGCAUAACUUUCUUUUCUGCUCAGCCAAUAAACAGCUGUGCCCUACCACGAGAUAUUUCCCAAACACAAAAUACAUGGAGCAGCAGUUUAGCAACGUAAGCCUUCAUUGGCAACUAAGCAGAUGGAUCGUCUCCCCAAGCCCAGUUCUGUAAGGUGUGUGUGUGGGUGUGUGUGUGUGCAUGUCUGUAAGAGUGAG
This is a messenger RNA of Gracilinanus agilis (Agile Gracile Mouse Opossum), 1051 nucleotides long. RefSeq names its product akirin 1 (gene AKIRIN1). Lineage: Eukaryota; Metazoa; Chordata; Mammalia; Didelphimorphia; Didelphidae. Gene Ontology annotation, molecular function: transcription coregulator activity. The transcript has 5 exons. Gene Ontology annotation, cellular component: chromatin; nucleus. Gene Ontology annotation, biological process: positive regulation of myoblast differentiation; positive regulation of transcription by RNA polymerase II; myoblast migration involved in skeletal muscle regeneration. The coding region runs from base 115 to 678 and encodes 187 amino acids. The record is from RefSeq and is a predicted model, not a curated record.